Molecule: messenger RNA, 1704 nt
Organism: Toxorhynchites rutilus septentrionalis
Lineage: Eukaryota; Metazoa; Arthropoda; Insecta; Diptera; Culicidae
Product: thioester-containing protein 1 allele S3-like
Exons: 4
Coding region: 1-1704 (567 amino acids)
Cellular component (GO): extracellular region
Source: RefSeq, a predicted model, not a curated record
AUGAGUCUUUCGGGUGUAUUGCACCCAUUAUGGCAAGUUGCUCAAAUCUACAAACCGGAGAGGCUCUCGCUCGGCCAUUCAUCCAAACAAAUACAGAAGGGAGGAACUCAGAUCCACACAUACGAGAUUGUGUUGAAUCUGACUUCAGAUUUAAGAAACGAGGGACUUCCAUAUGUCGAAAUCAGUACCGUGGUACAACCGAACUGCCUGGGUACAACCGUGCAGAAUCUGGAAUUGAUUAGUCCCCCGAAUCACGAUUCUGGUGAACUGAGUAUGUUGAGUUUCGUGCCAAGUAUUGUCAUAUUAGAUUACCUCUCCGAAACUGACGUAGUAGCAAAUAGUGUGAAGUCCAAAAUCCUCAAACACCUCCAAACUGGUUUCCAGAAUCAACUGAAGUUUAAACGCUCUGAUGGUUGGUUCGGCGUUUGGAAUCGACAAGACUCAGAAGGCAGUACUUCCUUGACGGCAUUUGUGGCAAAAUCGUUCAUAUUGGCGUCUAGAUAUAUCGACACAGACGAAACAGACGAAAUAGACGAUGCAUUCAAUUGGUUAGUGGAUGUUCAACAAUCGGAUGGAAGGUUCGAGGAGAUAGGACAGGUCUACCAUGCAGAUAUUCAAAGUGGAAUACGUAACAACAGCAUUGCGCUCACUUCUUAUGUAUUGAUAGCAUUUUUGGAGAAUCCCGAUAACGCUGCUAAUCACACCCCCACGGUUCGGAGAGCUUUGAGGUUCCUUCCGAGCAUAUACGAUGAAAUCGACGAUUCGUAUGAUCUAGCUCUGACAACGUAUGCCUUUUCGCUGGCUGGUCAUCCGAAGGCCAAACAAGCUCUUGAUGAUUUUAUUGAUCAGUCGAUACAUGAUGAAGAAAGUGGUCUUCGUUACUGGAACAGAACAUCCGCUAGUGUCGAAAUCGCUGGAUAUGCAAUUCUUUCGCAUAUGAAAAACAAACCAGUAAUUGGGGUGAUGGAAAUUGUACAAUGGCUAACUCAGCAGCGUUACGGACAGGGCAGUUACGGGGGAGUACAAGACACAAUUGUUGGAUUGGAGGCACUAACGAAGUUUUCUGCCCAAAUUUCAUCAAAGAAAAAUGACUAUCGAGUCACUAUUUGGCACAAACCCUAUAGAACCCACACCUUUGACGUCGACAAAAAUGAUACAUUUAGUAUUCAAGAGCUUGAUAUUCCAAGCCACGUUAGACAGAUACGGGUUGAAAUCGUCGGAGUGGGUUACGGUAUGUUCCAAGUGGCCUAUCAAUAUUAUAUGAGCAUUGAACGGGCCAGACCGAGCUUCAAGAUAAACGUGGAAGUUUUGAAGCGUUCCAAUUAUUACGUACAGCACUUGCAAGUAUGUGUGAAUUAUAUUCCACGGGAAGCAUAUCAAAGAUCGAACAUGACAAUGAUUGAAGUAUUCUUCCCGAGUUGGCUCGUUCGAUUAAUAUAUUUUACCUGUCAACUACAGAAAACUGAACUUCGAUUCGCCGCUACUUCCGUUGUUGUCUACUAUAACAGCUUGAAUUCAGACGCUAGGUGCUUCCGAGUCACCGCUUACCGUAGGUACAAGGUUGCAAAUAAUCGACCCGCUAACGUUGUUGUGUAUGAUUUGUAUGGCCUAGAUCGCUUCGCCGUCAAAUCAUACCAAGGCAUAGUUGCGCAGCUGUGCGAUAUUUGCGAAGAUGAGGAAUGUGAAAGCCUGUCCUGUCGCUGA